Erigeron canadensis is the source of this 680-nucleotide messenger RNA. RefSeq names its product CASP-like protein 1E2. The record is from RefSeq and is a predicted model, not a curated record. Bases 59 to 622 code for a protein of 187 amino acids. NCBI's taxonomy places the organism in Eukaryota, Viridiplantae, Streptophyta, Magnoliopsida, Asterales, Asteraceae. The transcript is spliced from 2 exons.
UUCCAACAACUUAUUCUCCUAAUCAUUUGCUUUUUAGUUUCUAAGCUAACUUCUAGACAUGGAGAUGCAAUACAAGGAAGGGAUCAAUGGCGAGAUGGCAAACAGAAGACGAAAUAAGGUGAAGCGUACAGAUUUAGCAGUGCGUUUAUUAGCGUUGGUGUUAACUCUGGCUGCAGCCGUGGUUCUAGGAGUGAAUAAACAAGCAACAACUGUACCCAUACAGAUCAUACCUUCACUACCGCCUGUCAAUGUUCCGGUCAAUGCUAAGUGGCUUCAUAUGUCUGCUUUUGUGUACUUUGUGAUUGCAAAUGCGAUAGCAUGCUCUUACGUGGCGGUGUCAUUGAUCCUUGCUUUUGCAAGCAAAGGUGGAAAGAAUGUGUCAUUGAUGGUAACCAUUUUAGAUCUAGUGGUGAUGACACUCCUCUUCUCUUCACUUGGUGCAACCGGUGCAGUUGGUCUUAUCGGCUAUGAAGGCAAUUCACACGUACAAUGGAAAAAAGUGUGUAAUGUGUUUGAUAAAUUCUGUCAUCAAGUGGCAGCUGCAAUGGUUUUGUCUUUCAUUGGCUCCAUCGCCUAUCUUUUACUCGCCGUGUUAUCUGUUUUUAACGUCUACAAGAAUUGAAGUUUUAAGAAAGUUGAUCAAUUUGUACUAACUAGGUAGCUAAUAACUUAUUUUCAUU